This is a messenger RNA of Trichosurus vulpecula (common brushtail), 945 nucleotides long. RefSeq names its product olfactory receptor 56A4-like. Gene Ontology annotation, molecular function: olfactory receptor activity; G protein-coupled receptor activity. The record is from RefSeq and is a predicted model, not a curated record. Gene Ontology annotation, biological process: G protein-coupled receptor signaling pathway. The coding region runs from base 1 to 945 and encodes 314 amino acids. Lineage: Eukaryota; Metazoa; Chordata; Mammalia; Diprotodontia; Phalangeridae. Gene Ontology annotation, cellular component: membrane. The transcript is spliced from 2 exons.
AUGACCUUGUCAAUCAACAGCUCUUCAAACCAGGUGACUGAGUUUCUGAUGAUCUGCUUCCCAGGGAUGCAGGACACACAGCAUUGGCUGUCAAUACCACUAAGCCCCCUGCUAGUGCUGGCCCUGGGGGCCAAUGUGGUGCUAUUGUUGGCCAUCCAGAGAGAGGCUUCUCUGCAUGAGCCCAUGUAUUACCUGUUGGCCAUCCUCUCGCUCUUGGAUGUCAUCCUCUGCCUAACUGUCAUCCCUAAGGUCCUGCUCAUCUUCUGGUUCAACAUGAAGCCCAUUAGCUUCACAGGCUGCUUCCUACAGAUGUUUGUCAUGAAUACCUUCCUGCCCAUGGAAUCAUCCACCUUUCUGAUUAUGGCUUAUGACCGCUACAUUGCUAUCUGUCAUCCCCUGCACUACCCAUCCAUCAUUACUGAGCAGUUUGUAGUCAAGGCCUCCAUAUUCAUUAUCUUCCGCAACCUACUGGCCACAUUACCCACCCCAAUCUUGGCUGCCCGACUGGACUAUUGUGCAGGAAAUGUAAUAGAAAACUGCAUUUGUGCCAACAUCUCUGUGGCUCGACUCUCCUGCGGGGAUAUCCGUCUUAACAAACUCUACCAGUUUGUGAGUGUCUGGUGCCUGCUGGGCUCUGACUUGGUGCUCAUUUUGGUUUCUUACUGCUUUAUCUUGAGGGCUGUGUUGAGGCUACAAUCUGGAGGAGCUGCCACAAAGGCUCUGAGUACCUGUGGUUCCCACCUGAUCCUCAUCUUCUUCUUCUACACACUUUUACUGGUUUUCAUCUUUACCAAUAAAGCUGGCAAGAAGGUGCCUGCUGAAGUGCCCAUCCUUCUCAAUGUUCUGCACCACCUCAUCCCACCGGCCCUCAAUCCCAUUGUCUAUGGAGUUCGCACUCAGGAGAUCAAGCAUGGCAUCUUGAAAUUGCUGAAGCACCGAAAGUGA